Sinocyclocheilus anshuiensis is the source of this 1185-nucleotide messenger RNA. Its product is annotated as DNA topoisomerase 3-alpha-like. Gene Ontology annotation, cellular component: RecQ family helicase-topoisomerase III complex; nucleus. The record is from RefSeq and is a predicted model, not a curated record. The transcript is spliced from 9 exons. Gene Ontology annotation, molecular function: DNA binding; DNA topoisomerase type I (single strand cut, ATP-independent) activity. Gene Ontology annotation, biological process: DNA repair; DNA topological change; DNA recombination. Lineage: Eukaryota; Metazoa; Chordata; Actinopteri; Cypriniformes; Cyprinidae. Bases 55 to 1164 code for a protein of 369 amino acids.
GACAUCUGUAUCAGGACAUCUCUUGAGUCUUGAAUUCAAAGCUACUUUUCAGAAAUGAGGACUUUGGAGAGAGAGGUGAGACAGUGUCAAGCUCUGGUCAUUUGGACUGAUUGUGACAGAGAAGGAGAAAAUAUCGGCUUUGAGAUCAUUGAUGUUUGCAAAGCAGUGAAGCCAAACGUUCAGGUCUUCCGUGCACGGUUCUCUGAGAUCACCCCAAACUCCAUAAGGAGAGCCUGUGAGACUCUUACUGAGCCGGAUAUCAACAUCAGUGAUGCGGUGGAUGUGAGACAGGAGCUGGAUCUCCGCAUCGGCGCAUCAUUUACCAGGUUCCAGACAUUACGCUUGCAGAAGAUAUUCCCAGAAUCUCUCUCUGAUCAGCUCAUCAGUUAUGGCAGUUGUCAGUUCCCGACCCUUGGCUUUGUGGUAGAACGGUUUAAAGCCAUUCAAGCCUUCGUCCCUGAAACUUUCUUUAAAAUCAAAGUUGUCCAUGAGCCUAAUGAAGAGGAAUCGGUUGAAUUCAGCUGGAAAAGACAUCGUCUUUUCAAUCACACAGCAUGCCUUGUGUUGUAUCAGAUGUGCAUGGAGGAUCCCAUGGCAAAAGUUAUAUCUGUAACAAGUAAACCAAAAAGCAAAUGGCGACCUUUACCCCUUGACACUGUGGAACUUGAAAAACUGGCUUCAAGAAAACUGAGGAUAAGUGCCAAAGAAACCAUGAAAAUCGCAGAAAAGCUGUACACUCAAGGGUUUAUCAGUUAUCCUCGUACUGAGACCAACAUGUUUCCACAGAACCUGAACCUAACCAUGCUGGUUGAGCAACAGACACAAGACAAUGAAUGGGGAAAUUUUGCUCAGCGCAUUUUGGAAAGCGGUGGGCCCACACCUCGAAAUGGAAACAAAUCAGAUCAGGCCCAUCCCCCCAUUCACCCCACCAAAUACACCAACAGUUUACAGGGAAAUGAAAAGCGGCUGUAUGAGUUCAUUGUACGUCACUUCCUGGCCUGUUGCUCCAAAGAUGCUCAGGGUCAAGAGGUGACAGUCGAGAUUGAAAUAGCUGAAGAGAGAUUCUCUGCUAGUGGAUUGACGAUCAUUGCUCGCAAUUAUCUGGAAGUGUACCCUUAUGACAAGUGGUACAAUAAGGUGAAUACUGCUCAAAACAUAACAUAACAUUGUAUAGCUAAACAUAUU